AUGCCUCUCGCGAACAAAGGCAAGGGCAAGGGCCGCGAAGUCAGACAGUCACGCAGUCGCAAUACUACACCAAGCUCGGGCCUGAGCUCGAGCACUACGACAGGAGCUUCGUCCGUCCCUGGCUAUCUCGAUAACGAUGUCUCCAAACUGUUCUCGUCAUCGACCGUCCAAUAUGAUGACAUCCUGGAGCGUCUCGGUGGCGGUGGAACAAUUCCAGACUCGAAAACUUUGGAGUUGCUCGGCGAACAUCUUAAAACGUUAAGCCAACUGGCUGAUGCCCGAGGCGAUGUUUGCAACGCCGGGAUGCGAGAGCUGUCCCAGAAGCGCAAAGAGGUGCUGGAGGACCAACAAGAACAGAUGGAGCGGGAUGCCGAAGAACGGAUGAAGAUGAAGAGAGAGGCUGAAGAUGAUGAGGAUGGCAGUCGCGCUCUCAAGGGAGGAAAGCUGAAGAAGCGCAAGGAGCGGGCCUCAAAGGAAGACCGUCCGCUGGCCGUUGGAGCUCACGAAAUCACAAGGCAGGAUGGGGGAGAAUUAGGCGAACGGAAACGUCAUCGCGAGACUACUUCUCCCUCCUCCAAAAAAUCCCGAAAUCUGGCCUCGGGCAGCACAUCCUCUCUGUCCCCACCAUCAAUGGCAUCUCCGCCUCCUCCUGCUUCUGGCGAUGCUCCAGAGGCAGUCGGUUCACCAUCUUCAGACGACAGUUCAGAAUCGCAGCAGCCGGAGCCAGCGGCGGCUGUUCCUCAAUAUCAGGUCUUUGGACCAGACCCAUUGAAAUUCCCCGACCCAACCAUUUAUCAUAUUCGUGAAGUUACGCCCGGUAUGACUGAUGAGGAGAAAAAAGAAAUUUACUGCGUGGCCGAUUUUCCCAAGAGUGAUUUGAGUCACUUAAUGGCGGGAACGCCGCCAGACAAAGAUUUUAGCAAUUCGAAGCCGACCAACCAGGUUAGCGCAAACACCUUCGCAUCCUAUAUCGACCCUUAUGUCCGCCCCUUGACUGAGGAGGACAUCGCAUUCUUAAAAGAAAAGGGAGAUCGUACAACGCCUUUUGUGAUGCCGCGACGAGGAAAGAAGCAUUACACCGAGAUAUGGGCGGAAGAAGACGGUGCGCUGGGUGUUGAUCAGUCGAAUCCUGAGCGAGAACGCCUUCCGUUAAACCAGGGUCGUGGUAACAUCGAACAAGUGACCGAUGAAACCGCCGAGACAGACAAAGUCUCUGUCGGGCCUCUUGUUAGCCGCCUUUACUCCCUUCUUCGUUAUGAGCAUCGUGCUCCUCCAGAUGAAAAUGCUGCGAACGGAACUACCAAUGGAGACACCUCCACGAACGGCCAGAUGAAUGGUGACUCUGCUAUGGAUCUAGAUCAUCCCACGAGCGAAUCGGAAAACAAACCUCAACCUUCUGCAACAUCUUUCCCCGAUGCUUCUCCAAGCAGUUUCAAGGUACCGGCUCCUAAACUUGAACACGCCCAGUUGGACGAGCGUCUAAAAGCCGAACUCCGUUAUGUUGGCUUUCUUGGCCCCGACGACAACCCUGAUUUUGACGCGCAUUACGAUGAUGACAUCGCACAGCGUCUGCGGUUGUUGCAGAGCGAGCUGAAGAAACAAAUGAUCAUCAAUGGUGCCCGCAAGGCUCGACUUUUGGAAAUCGCCCGUGAGCGUAUGGCCUAUCAGGAGUACACUACGAUCCACGAUGACCUGGACGCCCAGGUGCAACAGGCAUAUUUGAAGCGCACACGUACACUUGGAAAGAGCAAGAAGGGCUCACAAGCCAAGCAUCGACCCGGAGGCGCAGGUGGCGGCAGUCAUGUCGUCAGCGCCGCAGGGGUUGGUCGACCGGGAAUUGGAGAUGUCGCGCGGACGCUCAUGGACCGUCGCAAGCGUUGGCGCGACUGCAUCGGCCCUGUCUUCAAAGAUUGCAAGACCACUGUCCCGGGUAAGGACGAAAGCAUUUUCGACCCGGCCAUAAUGGCGGAGUACGAAAAGGCAGAAUUGGAGGGAUGGGAUGAGGAACAAGAGUGA
Molecule: messenger RNA, 2016 nt
Organism: Rasamsonia emersonii CBS 393.64
Lineage: Eukaryota; Fungi; Ascomycota; Eurotiomycetes; Eurotiales; Trichocomaceae
Product: Transcriptional regulator Ngg1
Exons: 3
Coding region: 1-2016 (671 amino acids)
Biological process (GO): regulation of transcription by RNA polymerase II
Cellular component (GO): SAGA complex
Molecular function (GO): transcription coactivator activity
Source: RefSeq, a predicted model, not a curated record